This is a messenger RNA of Pan troglodytes (chimpanzee), 2418 nucleotides long. It is a transcript of the gene NDRG2, whose product is annotated as NDRG family member 2. The record is from RefSeq and is a predicted model, not a curated record. Lineage: Eukaryota; Metazoa; Chordata; Mammalia; Primates; Hominidae. The transcript has 17 exons. Bases 478 to 1593 code for a protein of 371 amino acids.
ACCUCCCCGCCUUGUUGUCCAACUUCUCCCGGAGCAGCCGGAGAGCAGGCGUCGGGACGCAGCAAAGAGAGGAGAGGUACCAGGACUGUGGGCACGAGGGAGUCGGAACUCCUGCGCCCUCGACGUUCCCCCGUGCCCCCUUUCGGCGCCAGCACACCUGCCCUUGCCAGCCGGCGAGACCCCCGCCUCCUCAGCGGCGGUCCCGCCCACCUCCUCCUUUCUUAAUCUAGUUCUCUGUGUUCGGGCGGGGGGAGUCGAACUCGUGGGGUGUCAGUAUCCCGGGUUCGUCUCCCCACUACCGGUUCCCACCACUGAGUCUGGGGGCGAAGGAAGGAGCCAGAGUGCGAAUUGCAGAUCCAGACCCCAGAGUCAGAAGGAGUGAGAACCCUGACCCCUAAUCCCACUGCAUCCAGCCAAUAGGAGCCCAGUAAGUGACCCCACCCCGCAGGCUGCAGGCUCCUUCCUGUGCAGGCCACCAUGGCGGAGCUGCAGGAGGUGCAGAUCACAGAGGAGAAGCCACUGUUGCCAGGACAGACGCCUGAGGCGGCCAAGGAGGCUGAGUUAGCUGCCCGAAUCCUCCUGGACCAGGGACAGACUCACUCUGUGGAGACACCAUACGGCUCUGUCACUUUCACUGUCUAUGGCACCCCCAAACCCAAACGCCCAGCGAUCCUUACCUACCACGAUGUGGGACUCAACUAUAAAUCUUGCUUCCAGCCACUGUUUCAGUUCGAGGACAUGCAGGAAAUCAUUCAGAACUUUGUGCGGGUUCAUGUGGAUGCCCCUGGAAUGGAAGAGGGAGCCCCUGUGUUCCCUUUGGGAUAUCAGUACCCAUCUCUGGACCAGCUUGCAGACAUGAUCCCUUGCGUCCUGCAGUACCUAAAUUUCUCUACAAUAAUUGGAGUUGGUGUUGGAGCUGGAGCCUACAUCCUGGCGAGAUAUGCUCUUAACCACCCGGACACUGUUGAAGGUCUUGUCCUCAUCAACAUUGAUCCCAAUGCCAAGGGUUGGAUGGAUUGGGCAGCCCACAAGCUAACAGGCCUCACCUCUUCCAUUCCGGAGAUGAUCCUUGGACAUCUUUUCAGCCAGGAAGAGCUCUCUGGAAAUUCUGAGUUGAUACAAAAGUACAGAAAUAUCAUUACACAUGCACCCAACCUGGAUAACAUUGAAUUGUACUGGAACAGCUACAACAACCGCCGAGACCUGAACUUUGAGCGUGGAGGUGAUAUCACCCUCAAGUGUCCUGUGAUGCUGGUGGUAGGAGACCAAGCACCUCAUGAAGAUGCAGUGGUGGAAUGUAACUCAAAACUGGACCCCACCCAGACCUCGUUCCUCAAGAUGGCUGACUCCGGAGGUCAGCCCCAGCUGACUCAGCCAGGCAAGCUGACCGAGGCCUUCAAGUACUUCCUGCAAGGCAUGGGCUACAUGGCCUCAUCCUGCAUGACUCGCCUGUCCCGGUCUCGUACAGCCUCUCUGACCAGUGCAGCAUCCGUUGAUGGCAACCGGUCCCGCUCUCGCACCCUGUCCCAGAGCAGCGAGUCUGGAACUCUUUCUUCGGGGCCCCUGGGGCACACCAUGGAGGUCUCCUGUUGAAUGACCCUUGUUGCCCUAGUGUGGGACCCAGCCCUCACCUCCCCCAGAACUAACCUGGGAGGUGCUGAAGGGGCAUUGGGCCACAGUAAGCAAGGGAAAAAGGGCAGAUCAUGUGGGGAGAUGACCUUGAUCUUUGAUUGCUACCCUAACCUUGACCUUUAACCCAUGAUUCCCCCCAGCUCCUGGAAGAGAUGUCCUAAUAUCUCUUAGGGACCCAGACCCCUAAAUUCUUCUCCUCCCCCAUUUUGGUGUUAAGGUGGAGAGGGCAUAUGCAUCCUCUGUCCUGAUCUAGGUGUCUAUAGCUGAGGGGUAAGAGGUUGUUGUAGUUGUCCUGGUGCCUCCAUCACACUCUCCCUACUUAUCCCAUAUUUGCAAGGGGAGGGGAUUUGGGGCUGGGGCUCCAUUCACCAAAGCUGAUAUGGCUUCUCAUUAACCCUUUAGGACUCUGAAGGGUAUGGACCUACGUGAAUGUGUGUCAGGGGGAGACUUGCUGGUGGGUUAGUGGUCCUCAGGAUGUGAUAGAAACAUCCAGUGUAUAAAGGAAGUUGGAAUGGGAGUUGGCGGGCAGUGAACGAGUGUGGGGAAGGAUUGGUGCUGGGGCAACAGGAAGGGGCCUGGGGCCGUUUGGCUGCACUAACUUUGGUAGCUCAGUGUGCAUCUAGAGUGGGACUGGGGAGGGAGCUAAGCUUGGGCUGGGCUGCUUGGGGCUUGGCAUAGGGGUGGAAAGGGCUGCCCUGGGGCUCUGACCACACUGUAGUAUGUGUGGAGGGUGCCCUCCUGUCUCCCACAACUUCUGCUAUAACAAUAAACUGUAGAGGAAUCUGA